This is a messenger RNA of Pecten maximus, 1655 nucleotides long. RefSeq names its product monocarboxylate transporter 13-like. The record is from RefSeq and is a predicted model, not a curated record. Lineage: Eukaryota; Metazoa; Mollusca; Bivalvia; Pectinida; Pectinidae. Gene Ontology annotation, molecular function: monocarboxylic acid transmembrane transporter activity. Gene Ontology annotation, biological process: monocarboxylic acid transport; transmembrane transport. Bases 118 to 1623 code for a protein of 501 amino acids. The transcript is spliced from 5 exons.
AAGGUAUCGCCUUCAUUGUACUGCCAGCGUCCAUAAAUAAGCAACAAAAAAAGGUCCGGGACGAUGUGACGUAAAAGGUUUGGGUAUUCAGCUAGAAGUGGACUUAAAUCUAAGAGGAUGCCUACAACAGCGGAAGCUAUCCCGGUGGAUUCUGGAUAUGCAUGGGUUAUCCUCUUUGCUAGUUCCAGUCUGUAUAUGUUACUGUCGGGAGUGACAAAGGCGUUUGGGAUACUGUACACAGAACUCCUGAUUGCUUAUGAUGUCGGGGCUGGAAAUACGGCGUGGAUCGGCAGCUUACAGUCAUUCCUCUACUUUGCUAUGGGACCUAUAGCGAACCACCUGGCCGUGAAAUUUUCGUUCCGCAUGACAGUGAUGCUGGGAGGAGUAGUAAUGUCGAUUGGGUACCUUGUGUCUGCCUUUGUACCACGAGUUGAGUGGAUGUUUCUCACCAUCGGUAUUAUAUCUGGAUUCGGAGGCGGUUUACUUUAUUCGCCUUGCACAACGUUAGUCAGCUUCUACUUCACUAAAAGACGAGCCCUAGCCAAUGGAAUAGUUUUAUCCGGAAGUGGAUUAGGCAGCUUCACGUUUCCCUAUUUCUAUCGAUUUGUUAUAGAUGAAUUUGGUUUCCAUGGCUCCAUGUUUAUAGUUAGUGCUGUUCUUCUUCAUAUCUGUGUUGCUGGGGCGCUUCUUCGUCAGCCUUAUCAGCUAACCAAAGGCAAACGUUUAUCAGACCAUACACCGGAAGUGAAGGCAAACUUGAUUGGAAAUGAUAAAACAAAAGAGAAGAGAAUUAAUAAAAAGAAAAUUCCUAUUGUCGAUCUAAGUUUAUUACGUAUUCCUCGACUAGCAAUGUACGUUAUGUCCUUGACCAUCAACAUAUUUGCAUUUUCUGCAAAUUUUUCGGUCUUUCCAGCGCAUAUGCAAUCUAUUGGACUAGAGAAACACAAAAUAACUAUAGCAUUAUCUAUGAUAGGAGCGACAGAGAUAUUCGCUAGAUCAUUUUUCGGUUGGUUAGCUGAUUUAAAGAUAUUUGAGAAGAAAAAGAUAAUGAUAUGUUCUGCUGUUGCAAGCGGGACAGCCGCCAUCGUGAUUCCGUUUCUUCGAAACUUCCCUGCAAUGAUUGCUUACGGUUGUGUUGUUGGAAUAUUUCCGGGGGCAUUCUGGAGUCUGAUGGCUGUAGCGAUGCUGGACUGUGUUAAACUGGACAGACUGACAUCAGCGAUGGGAAUACUGACAAUGUUUUUAUCGCUUGGUCUCGUUAUCGGUCAACCAGUGAUGGGCUGGCUUGAGGAUGCUACUGGAUCCUGGAAUCUCUCCUUCAGGGUGAUGGGAGCAUGCUAUUAUAUUUCCGGUGCUAUUUUACUUAUGGAACCUUUAAUCGAGAAACUAUGGCACUACGAUCCGGAGACCAAAGAAAAUCCGAAGCAGAACGAAGAACAAAUCAAAAUGCUGAUAAGUAGGAAAAGUGAAACCAGAUUGCCAGAAGAUACUUCCGAAAACUGUCACAACGGCAUCAUUUUAUCUGAAAAUGUUUCCAAUUCACUUAAACCUGAUUUAAAAAUAGAUAUAUCAGACAGUCAAAUAGAGAAGAAAGCGCCCAUGACAACAUUAAGUGACGUAUAACAGUAUAACCUGCAUAGUGUACAACAGAUAAC